This is a messenger RNA of Ramularia collo-cygni, 2910 nucleotides long. RefSeq lists its product as uncharacterized. Gene Ontology annotation, biological process: cytoplasmic stress granule assembly. Gene Ontology annotation, cellular component: cytoplasmic stress granule. The coding region runs from base 1 to 2910 and encodes 969 amino acids. The transcript is spliced from 5 exons. Gene Ontology annotation, molecular function: RNA binding. Lineage: Eukaryota; Fungi; Ascomycota; Dothideomycetes; Mycosphaerellales; Mycosphaerellaceae. The record is from RefSeq and is a predicted model, not a curated record.
AUGUCGGCCGCAACCACCAACGGCGGUGAUACCGCGUCGAAGCAGCAGCUGAAGAGCGACUCCAGGAUGCAACAGCCACCUCCUCCGCCGAAGAAUGCUUGGGGAAAAAGUCUCAACCCGAAGACGAGCAACACCAAUGGCACGGACAAGCCAACGCACAGCACGCCAAAGCAGCUUCCGAAGAGCUCCGGCGACGUACACAAGGAACAGGCACACGACCGCAGUCUGUUUCUCCUAGCACACUUUGUUGGUAAAGUUGCUAUCAUCACUGUGAAGAACGGCGAGCAAUACUCCGGCGUAAUGAGCGGCGCAUCGCUUGAAUCGCCAAAGCCGCAGUACAUUUUGAAGAUGACGAGACGUUUACAAUCGGGAGGGCCGCCACAAACGAACGGUGCCAGCGAUCAAGCUGGCGAAUACGUCGGCGAAGGAGAUGACCACGCCAUGGGCUUUGACAUACAGGACACGGCCGAUCUAUUCGUGUCGAACGUUACGACUGCGGCGGCACCAUCUCAGCAGAAUGGCUCUGCCGGAUCGUUCCUUACGGACACACAGAUCUCAAACAAAGAGGCACAUGCGGGACGGGCACGUGAGCUACAGCGCUGGGAGGCUGGCGCCGAAUCAUCCGCCGCUGACAUGUCACUGGGUGAUCCCAACGAUCGUAGUUGGGACCAGUUCGCCGCGAAUGAACGUCUGUACGGCGUACAAACCACCUACGACGAGAAUAUGUACACUACCGCUAUUGAUCGCAACACACCAGAGUUCCGACGGAAACAAGCGGAAGCGGACAGAAUCGCUCGCGAAAUCGAAGGCUCCGCACCGGCAAAUGCGCACAUUGCGGAGGAGAGAAGGAGAGAUGCAAGCCGCGACGAUGGUGGAGACGAAGAGGACAAAUACUCUGGAGUCAGACGGGAGUCCGCGCUCCCGAAGCGUGCACAGGGUGCAUACGUACCACCAUCACAGCGCCCAAUUACUGGCGCUCCCAGCGUGUCCGGCGCUCCAUUCGACCCUGCCAUCAUUUCAAGCCAGCUCAGGGCUACCCCGUCCGCGAGCACUCAAACUCCACCAUCGGGAUCUUCACCAGCGCCCAAGGUUGCUGUCGAGCCCSAAACCGCCCCACCUAAGAGGAAAGAGGGCACCACGGAGGAUCGAGUGCGUGACACUGCCGACGCAUUCAAGCUCUUCGCAAACAACGAGAAGUUGCGCAUCAAAGCCGCUCAGGAGGCCAAGCGGAACACUGUGCGUCAAGAAAAGAAUGUCAAGCUCAACGAUCUGAAGAAAUUUGCGGCCAACUUCAAGUUGAAGAGUCGUGUUCCAGACGACCUGGUUCCGAUUCUAGCCAAAGAUCGCGAGAAGCAGCUCGAAAUCCAGUCCAAGGCAGAAGAAGCUGCCAGAGAAGAAGAGCUUAGAUCACGGGACACGGACAGGACUACCAGCAAUGCCGCUUCUCCCGUUCCAUCUACUCAGACCUCACAUGCCGGGUCUUCCACUCCUGACUCUCGCCAGCAGUUCAACCAGUCUCGCGCGGCAAGAUCCUCUCACUCAGGCCGUGGAGGUGUUGGCGGUCCUGCACCUUUACACCCUGGCCAGAUGCCACCUCAUGCCCAAGUCCCAUCACCUCGUCAACCUCUCAGCCAGCGGAUAGGUGCCAACAACAAUCUCGCCCGCCAAGGCAUGCCUCCAGAUAUUCGCGUGCCACCAAGUGGCCCGUCGGGUGCCCCGUCCGAGCCCAUGAUGAGCCCACAAUCGGCUACGCGCCUCAACGUAAACGCGAAAGCUUUCGAAUUCCGUCCUGUAGCCUCUGCAUUCACGCCCACCGGAACAUCGCCCAGCCCUCAGCGUGCAAUUAGCCGCGCUCCUGCUGAGGCCACUUCUGUCUUUUUCGACAAAAACAAGCCUAAGACUGCGAAACCAUUUCCAGCUGACUACGAUCCUCUCAAGCGCGUGGCUGAAGCGGAAUACACCGCGUCGGAGAAGAAGAAAUACGCUAGCAAUGGUGGCAUGCCCCAGGCGUACAACACCAUUCCCACAUGGCAGACACCUAAGAGCAACGAAGGGGUGUCAUAUCUCCAGGCAUAUCCCACAGCGCAGUCUCUAGCCGCCAAUCCGGGCCCGUCUCCCAUGCAAACGCCAAUCGUGAACCCCCAAAUGUCGCACGCACAUCAACUGCCCGCUCAUAUGCAUGCACAAGGAAUGCAGGGUCCGCCUCACCGUCAGCAACCGUUCUUUCCACCACAGCCCGGCCAUUUCGACCCGCGAUUGCAGCAACAGCAUUUCGGACCUAACGGAUCCGUGCAGAACUCGCCACGUGCGCAACACAUGCCAGUAGCGCCGUUUAACAACCAGAUGCCACCAAUGCCUCAGCACUUUCCCGGGCAACCAAUGCCUCCCGGGUACGGAAUGAGUCCUUCCAUGCAGUACCGUCAACCACACAUGCAAGGUCCAAUGAUGAUGAUGCCCGGUCAGCCGCAAGGGCAAAUGCCUAUGCGGCCCGGGAACUAUGGACCAGGACCUCAAUUCAACGGACCACAAAUGGGAGGCCACAUGAUGGUUCAGCAACAGUCGGGAGGAUAUGCCAAUGGGCCAAUGCCGCAAAACUUUUCUCCAAUGCCGCCGCAUGCCCAGCCACACAUGCCUCACAACAUGCAGCAACAUGGGAAUCAGGGAUUUCAAGGAAGUCCGCGUCCGCCGAUGAUGUCCCAUCAAGGAUCCCAUCAAGGAUUCCAACCAGGCAUGCCCAUGCAGCCUCACUUCCAGCCAUCUCCCGGCCAGCACCCCUAUCAUCUACAGCAGCAACAGCGUGCUAUGUCGGGCAGCUUUCAACAGAUGACUCCACGCCAGCAGGCCGCAGUACCAAAUCACCCAAGUCCAGGUAUGGGAGGUGCUCCCGUGCAAGGCGACGAAGGCAAAUGA